Dioscorea cayenensis subsp. rotundata (Guinea yam) is the source of this 1588-nucleotide messenger RNA. Its product is annotated as RNA demethylase ALKBH10B-like. Gene Ontology annotation, molecular function: mRNA binding; demethylase activity. Bases 44 to 1507 code for a protein of 487 amino acids. Gene Ontology annotation, biological process: mRNA catabolic process. The record is from RefSeq and is a predicted model, not a curated record. The transcript has 7 exons. Lineage: Eukaryota; Viridiplantae; Streptophyta; Magnoliopsida; Dioscoreales; Dioscoreaceae.
CCCUCACGAGAAGAGCUCGGAAAAAGAGAAAGCUAUCUCAUCGAUGAGUUCUUGGGCGGCGACGACGACGGCGACGGCGACGGAGACGGCUGAGGUGCCGGAAGGGUUCGCUCGGGAGGCGAUCUUAGCUUGGUAUAGAGGGGAGUUCGCGGCGGCGAACGCGAUUAUCGACGCGCUUUGCCGGCACAUCGCUCAAAUCUCCGAUGACUCGUCAGAGUACGAUGCGGUGUUCGCCGCCAUCCAUCGACGACGGAUGAACUGGAUCCCUGUGCUUCACAUGCAGAAGUACUUCUCCAUCGCCGACGUGGCCGCCGAGCUCCACCGCGUCUCGGAGAGGAGACGGCCGUCGGAGGAUCCUCUGAAGGAUGAGGUUCCGAUCUCGGAGAAGGAGGUCGAGAAAUCGAUGGCUGAGGUUUCUCCGGUGGAGGAAUCAGGUGAUGAUUCCUCCAUUGAUUCGAAGGUUCCCGAAGACGGUGUUGGUGGUGGUGCCAGCGAUCGAGGAUCACAUUGUGGAAAAACUUGUUUAGAUGCUAAUCAGAUACGCUCUGACCCUGAAGUUAGUGCGACACUUCCAGAGAGAAUCAAGGUGUCCAAAGGAUUUGUAUCCAAAGAACAAGUGAAAGGGAGAAUGGUUAAUAUUGUCAAAGGUUUGAAACUUUACAAAGAUAUAUUGACAGAUUCAGAGCUGUCGAAGCUUUCUGAAUUUGUAAAUGAACUUCGUCUUGCAGGUCAAAGGGGAGAUCUCUCAGGUGAAACUUUCAUUUCCUUCAACAAACAAAUGAAGGGGAGCAAAAGAGAAAUCAUUCAGCUUGGUGUUCCCUUGUUUCAGCCAACCAAAGAUGAGGCAGCAAACAAUAUGGAACCAAUUCCUCAAGUCCUACAAACUGUCAUCGAUCAACUAGUUCAAUGGCGUUUGUUACCUGGAAGCAAAAAACCAACAAGUUGCAUCAUCGACUUCUUUGAUGAGGAUGAAAGCUCACAGCCAUACUUCAAACCACCACACCUGGAUAAUCCCAUCUCUACUCUUUUGCUCUCUGAUACUACAAUGGCUUUUGGAAGAGUGCUAACCAGUGAUCCGCAAGGAAACUAUAAAGGUUCUUUCACUCUCCCAGUGCAACGAGGGUCACUCCUGGUGAUGCGUGGGAAUAGUGCAGACAUGGCAAGGCAUGUUGUAUGUCCAUCAUCAAACAAAAGAGUCUGCAUAACAUUCAUCAAAGUUAAACCUCCCAACAACCAAACUUGUUCAGAUGGUUCUCUUGUUAAUGAAGUAAGUCAACCAGGUGGAAUCAUUGGAUAUGGUUCCAAUAUUGGUGGUUCUUUUGCUACAUGGGGACCAGUGAUCAUGCUUGAACCUCCCAAGACACCAAAUGGAAUUAAUAUAGUUCCAGGGAGUAAUGGAACUGGGGUUUUCUUGCCAUGGAGUCCUGGACCAAAGAAAUUUGUCAGGCAUCUUCCACCUAGAAUUCAGAAGAGGCGGCUUCCUUAUUUGCCAACUAUCAUGGUGUGAGUUGUUAUUAUUAUUAUUAUUAUUGUUGUUGUUAUUAUUGUUAUUAUUAUUUGGGUAAUUUAUCCUUCUGAUGUUGGUUAA